Schizophyllum commune H4-8 is the source of this 1517-nucleotide messenger RNA. RefSeq lists its product as uncharacterized. The transcript has 4 exons. NCBI's taxonomy places the organism in Eukaryota, Fungi, Basidiomycota, Agaricomycetes, Agaricales, Schizophyllaceae. The coding region runs from base 84 to 1319 and encodes 411 amino acids. The record is from RefSeq and is a predicted model, not a curated record.
GAGCCCGCUUGCCUCCUCGCAUCAUCUCAUACUCUACGAGCAUUAAGCUAUCGCGUCGAGCAGCUCGCGGCCUCCGACGCAUCAUGUCAAAAGAGGCGAAACUCCCUCAUGAGCUCUUAGACGGCAUCCUGGGCCAUCUAUACGCCGAUCGCGAUAUCCCAUCGCUGGCGACCUGCGCGCUUGCUCAUAGGUCUCUCUACUACAUAAGUCAGGCGCUCCUCUUCCGUGAUAUCCUUGUGGAGGAUGUCAACACUGCUGUAUGCCUUGGCCACGCUCUACGAGACUAUCCACAUCUCCGCGCUUACGUGCACGUCCUUCGUUUCGUGGAAACAUUCGAUGGUCCGUGGGUGUGGGAGAAGGAAGUGCUUGCUGGGAUCCUUGACAGGGCUCAGCGUGUGGAAGAACUGCAUAUACAUGCAACAUACCCUAAAAUCACCAAGCUUAACAGGGAAACGCAUACUGCUUUUAUAGAGGCGACGGCGCGCCCAUCGCUGCGUUCCGUGACGAUUGGCCUUACCAUCAUUUCCCCACAUUCAACGGCAAGCCUAGCGCUUCCUCCUCAAUUGCGCGACCUACGCCUAAGCUGGACGCUCCCUGACAGCUGGGAAGGACAGCAUAUCCAGCAGCCGGCUGGACUCGCGAGCCUUACCGUGUUCUUGAAGGGCACUGACUUCCUGCGGUUUUUCACAAAUGAAAAGUGCUUGCUCACGGAUAGUCGUCUGCGCAGCCUCCGACUGAAUGUAUACAUAGUCAGCCAACGAGAUCGCGCCGAAGCAUGGCAUUCCCGGGUAGCAGCCUUCAAUAUGGUCUCUCGGUGCGCAGACUCGCUGCAGAGCUUGGAGCUCGGUUGCAGGAUGGAAGUCCGCGCGCUCUUCCCAGGGAUGAAGGAGAAGGCGAUCUCGCUGCCUCAACUGCGUCUUCUCGCCUUGCGCGACGUAGACCUGCUUCUGAGAGGCGCAGAUCAAAGGACUGCUUUAUCAACGCUGCUUGCGCUUAUUUUCACUAUUGCGCCCAAUGUCACGCACGUAGCCAUCCACUUCGACCCACAGCUGCGUCUUGUCACAUCCGCUUCCAUACUGGCGCAGUUAGCGGACUUACUUGACGGCGAGCACGCACCCCGUGCGCUCAGGUCAGUCAAAGUGCUUGUCCUCAACGCAGGAUCAGCGGUAUACUCCUGCCUGGAGAGACCGCAGGGACUCGUGAAGGCUUUGUCGAUGAAGAAGGUGGAUAUCGAGAUUGAGCCGUCCAAGCCGCGCUCGGUUGGCGAAGUCCACCCCCCUUUAUUGCCCUUGAGCCUUAUCGACGAGGCGGAGUAUUAGUUGGUCGAUGUUCUCGCAUAAGUCCGAAGGUCUACUCACAGCCGCAUCCAUCCAUAUCUCGGGCGAGUACGGGCUCGAAUGACAUCGAAUGGUGGAUCAUCCCACUCCCCCGCCCGAGUCGCAGACUGCCAGUGGCGCGUCGAACAAUAGACGGCCCGGCGGUCGCGCCAGACCUUUCGAAUUCCCGUUCCGCAGGCA